Molecule: messenger RNA, 841 nt
Organism: Punctularia strigosozonata HHB-11173 SS5
Lineage: Eukaryota; Fungi; Basidiomycota; Agaricomycetes; Corticiales; Punctulariaceae
Exons: 2
Coding region: 347-625 (92 amino acids)
Source: RefSeq, a predicted model, not a curated record
GGGGAUGACAAAGCCGGCUGAGCGGAUUGUUGAGAAACCAUCCGGAGCGCAGAGGGGCCAGUCUUAUAUACUGUUUGUCGACCAUCCCCCAUAUCACGGUCGCCGAGUACAGAUUGGCAAGUGAAGCGCCCCUCGUCGGGAGCCUGCGCGGCGUGCGGUGCAGGAGUGUUCUAUAUCAAGGCCAGCGCUCCACACUUUCCCGGCGCAGCGCUCCUGGCGAGGCGAGGGCGAACAAGGAGGGCACGGUCCCUAAAGAUGCGCGAAGCCUCGCGAACGCGGCGAAGCUGGUGUGCGGGGUAGACACCGCGAUGGGGGUGGUGACGCCAUUCGGCCCCGUGCGGUUGCCAUGGCCAUCGUCCGGAUAUGGAAGGUGUUCAAGAUCGUCGGCUUUGGCCCCGCGCCUCCUACCAGAGACGUCCCUUUGUUGCCUGCCACGAUGUUUGACCCAUGUUCGUUGCUAGACGAAUUUCCCUCGGUCUGGCUAGCUUGCAGUACAGGACCGUGUAUGCGCCACCGGCCAACUCCAAGCACGAGUAAAGCGCUCUUCAGCGGAGGGUCACAACUUGUCCCCAACUCCCGCCGAUCCUAUGCUAGCCAACUCAGGAAGGGCCGAGAGCGCCCAUAACGAGCGCCAAGGUUAAUCGAAUGUGGUCGCAACUUCUGACGAUCCCGACAUGGGCCUAGUCACUUGUUCAUCGUCCGCCCUGCUGACGUGCUACUGCUAGUCCCGUAAGCAACGCUCUAUCGGCUCCGAAAUUCUUUAUUUUGGCGAUCGCAAAGCUUCCCCAACUUUCCAGGUCGUACCUACCUGUGCCCCGAGGCCAUACACAGUCGGAUGCGU